Molecule: messenger RNA, 2572 nt
Organism: Paralichthys olivaceus (Japanese flounder)
Lineage: Eukaryota; Metazoa; Chordata; Actinopteri; Pleuronectiformes; Paralichthyidae
Source: RefSeq, a predicted model, not a curated record
CUGUCGUCCUCCAGAUGUUGUUCUGUUUCCUAGCUGUGUGGAGGAGGUCAGUGCCCUGGCUAAAGUCUGCCACCGCCAUCGCCUUCCCAUCAUCCCUUUCGGCACCGGGACGGGCCUGGAGGGAGGAGUCAGUGCAGUGAAGGGAGGCGUGUGUUUCAGUCUGAGGAACAUGAACCAGGUUCUGGAUCUUCACCAGGAGGACUUUGACGUGACGGUGGAGCCUGGUGUGACUCGGAAGGCUCUGAACGCCUACCUGAGAGACACCGGCCUCUGGUUUCCUGUCGAUCCUGGAGCUGAUGCGUCUCUGUGUGGUAUGGCAGCUACCAGUGCUUCUGGGACGAAUGCUGUUCGUUAUGGAACCAUGAGGGAAAACGUUCUAAACCUGGAGGUGGUGCUCGCUGACGGCACCGUCAUACACACAGCCGGGAAAGGCCGACGCCCCAGGAAGACGUCAGCAGGCUACAACCUGACAAACCUGUUUGUGGGUUCAGAGGGAACCCUGGGCAUCAUCACUAAGACGACGCUGCGGCUGUACGGCAUCCCAGAGUCCGUGGUGUCCGCCGUCUGCUCAUUUCCCUCCAUCCAGGAUGCCGUGGACAGCACUGUGCAGGUCCUACAGGCUGGAGUGCCCAUCGCUCGCAUAGAGUUUCUGGACGACGUGAUGAUUGAUGCAUGCAACAGGUUCAGUUGUCUCUCGUACCCUGUGACACCAACGCUGUUCCUGGAGUUCCACGGUUCUGAGCAAAGCCUGAAGGAACAAGUCAACACAACUGAGGAAAUCACUCAGAGUAACAGAGGCUCAGAUUUUCAGUGGGCUCAGGAUGCAGAGACGAGGGAGCGUCUGUGGAAAGCUCGUCAUGACGCCUGGUACGCUGCUCUGGCUCUCAGACCUGGCUGUAAGGCCUACGCAACCGACGUGUGUGUCCCUCUAUCUCAACUGCCCCGAAUCCUCGUGGAGACGAAAGAGGACCUGAUUGAAAGCAGACUUACAGGUCCCAUAGCGGGUCACGUGGGCGACGGUAACUUCCACUGCCUGCUGGUGGUCGACCCCAACGACCCGGAGGAGCUGCACAGGGUCCAUCUGUUCACUGAGAGACUGGCCAGGCGAGCUCUGGCCAUGGACGGGACAUGUACAGGGGAGCAUGGAGUGGGUUUGGGGAAGAGAGCGCUGCUGUGUGAGGAGAUGGGACCCAUGGCGAUCCAGGUCAUGCAGGGUCUCAAAGAUGUUCUCGACCCCAGUAACAUGAUGAAUCCUGGGAAAAUUCUACAGCCAAGAGAAAUAGAAAGUGUAUGUUAGUCACUAAACAUGGAAAAUCUGCUCAAUCAAAUGUGAAAGAUAAGAUCUCAACCAACGUUGUUAUUAACGUGGGAUUGGUCAUAAAUCCGUGAUGAUUUGACUCCAUGGACUUUAAGGGUGAGGGUUGAUCGCCCCCUGGUGCCUGGUUGCAGUAAACCCCGCCUCCUCCGUGAUAGCGUACGGGACAUGGACCAAACCAAAAUAAUCUAAAAAUAAAUCCUUUCUCAAAUCCUUCAGGUAGUUGUUAUCACACUGACGUGGGUUGAGCAGGUUAAGUGUUUUUGUUUCUGAUAAGUUCGGCUUUAAUUAGUUUGAUGACGUAACAAACGUCAUGAUUGACAGCUGAGACUGAUCGGUUAUAUAUCGGACUUCCUUGUCGUAAAACUAAAGUAAGUGGAGUCGCGCCGUCCAUCUUUAUUUUCAGUCUGUACUUUCUUUUACAGGAUGAUCUAAAAAAUAUAAGUUAGAAUAGAAAAUCAAGAAUGUUUUGUUUUUUAAAGAAAGAAAAAAAUGUUCUUAGUCAUAAAACUACUACUAAUAAUAAUAAUCCAUGAUUACCACCCUGGUGAUGGAUUUGAGGUCAAAUUAAGUGUUCAGAGAAUAAACAGUAAAAUCCCUGAGCAACCACAUUAAUUCAUGUGAAUGUUCUUAACUGCACGUGUUUAUAAAUCCCUUCUCUUUUCGAGGGUUUAGAUUUGAUCAAUAAUGUCUUAAAAACAUUGAUUUGUUAAAAUCUAUUCCAAUUGAAAAUUGGUUGUGUGUGUUUAUUCUGAUGUUGUGUUACUUGUGCAGAUGUGAAUGUGGAUCAUGAGUAAAUAUUUGGUUCUUCUCACGACUUAGUUUUGCAUCGUUGAUCAUAAAUGGAUUUGGAUGCCACAGCUUUGUUUUCUCAGAAAUGCAGCAGUAGACGGAUUAAAGAGCUAAGAAGACGUCCGUCUAUUAAUCUGGUGGAGGAUGAACCUCCGCCAGAGGAAUUCAUCUUAUCACUGAAUGAUUUAUUAGUCACGAUUUAUUAUUUAUUCAGAUUGAUUAGUCCAGUUCUUCAGGUUUGAAUGUGGAGUCUUGUUUGUAAAAUUCUGCAUGGCUGUGAUCUUCGCUGCUCCUCUUUGAUCGUGAACAAACUGCCAUUGAAUCAACGCAGAUCAUUUGUGUUAAACUGGAUUUAUCUCCUGCAGAGUUUUGUCUGUAUUCAGUCAAAUGUAUUUAUUGUAUUCUCGACUGAAUGUGCUGAAGCUCAGAGCCGAAAGGACAAAAAUAAAGUCUUCUCUGUCUCAA